This is a messenger RNA of Penaeus vannamei (Pacific white shrimp), 2239 nucleotides long. NCBI's taxonomy places the organism in Eukaryota, Metazoa, Arthropoda, Malacostraca, Decapoda, Penaeidae. The record is from RefSeq and is a predicted model, not a curated record.
CGGGAGAGGUUGUGCUGCGCCGCUGCUCCCGCGCUCCUCAGUGAACGGGGUCCGCGUGUUUUGUUUUUAGAUAAGACUGUGGUUAUAGACUAUGAUGAGGAUAUUGGGAAAGUGAGUUAAAGUUUGAUAUUCAGUGAAAGAGAAAAAUUAUAAAUAUAGUGAGUUUACGCAAUUUAAAAAAUAUAUAUAUUUAUCAAUGGUGUUAAUUUUUUGUUAAACUGGAACGUGUGAUUUGCAAAUUUAAAGAAAAUAGAAACUGGGGAAAUAAAGAGCGAAAAAAAAUCAUUCCCCCAAAAUAAACUGAACAUAAUGGAAAACUCCAAAAGAAAAUGAGAAGUUGUAGAAAUGCCCGAAGGGAGAGAGACAGCCGGUGGAGAACAGUAGAUAAAUAAGAUAAAGUAAAAAAAAAAAAAAAAUUAACCAAAAAAAAGAUACUUGACUUUAACACUAUACGUAUAUAUAGAUAAAAAAAUAUAUCUAUAGAUCUCCCGUCGAUAUGGUGAGGAUAACGUGCCCAAGCCAAAUAUGAUGAAAAGAUAAGCCAAUGAUAGCCAUAGUUUAAAUAGAUAAUUUAGAAAAGAAAUAAGAGGUAUCCCGCAGCCAAGACGAUGAGGGUGACAAAUGCCAUCAUCUGGACGAUCUGCAUCAGCAUCAUCGUCUUCAUUUGCGUCCUGUGGUUCGUCAUAUGCUACAUAGGCCUAUGCAAGCUGCGGAGGAAGAAGAAGAAGGAGCUGCUGCCGGUCUUCAACCUCCAUGCGCAUCAAGGGAGAUCUGCGCGAGGCCCAAGUUCAUCGCCGACGGAGCCACCAAAUUCGACGUCGAACAGGGUGAGCUCGGCGACACGUGGCUCGUCCAGGCUGUGUCCACCCUCACCUCACGCCCAAAUUCCUGGACAGGGUGGUGCCGCCCGACCAGGCCUUCGAUCACACCUGCCAGGUUUCGCUUCUGGCACUUCGGCGAGUGGGUCGAGGUCAUCAUCGACGACCGCUUGCCCACUUUCAAGGGGCGCCUGGUCUACCUGCACUCGACCGACCCCUCCGAGUUCUGGGCGGCGCUGCUGGAGAAGGCCUAUGCCAAGCUCUACGGCAGCUACGAGGCCCUCCAGCAGGGCUUCACCACGCGGGCGUUGCAGGACCUCACGGGCGGCAUCGUGCAGAGCUUCAGCCUGACCGUGCAAGACAAGUUCCUCACGUACCAGGUGCUCAACUCCGCGUGCCGAGGUCCACCUUGCUCGUCGCCUCGAUCAAUCUGGAUGGCCUUCGAGGACUUCGCCCGCCACUUCACCCACCUCGACCUCGUGCACGUCGGGCCGGAUGACUGGAUGAACGAGCCCGCCCUCCACUCGAAGAAGCCGUGGAGGGCGGUCUUGGCGAGGAGGAGGUGGAGGGCGGGGUACAACGCCGGAGGAGGACCGCAGUAUACAGUGUUCCUGGUGGAGAAACCGACGCUGGAAUUAGUCAAAAGUGUGAUCAUGUUGCGAGAUUUCAACAUCAGCGGGAGAGUGGCGUUGGUCGACGUCCCGGGGCUGCUCCUCAUGCUGCAGUUUUGGCGGACGGCCUUCCUCAAGUUCGACCGCAGCCACGGGGAGACCUCCUCCUACCACCUCCGGCCGGCGCUGUGGGAGGCGGGGGUGACGGUGUCCAACAAGGUCCUCGAGUGCCUGGUCCUCCGCUUCGGCAAGAACAGGGUCCUGACUUCCGAGGCCUUCCUCAUGGCCCUUGUGAGACUGCAUCUGGCGCACGAACGUUACCACAGCAUAGACACGAAGAUGAAGGGAAAUCCACUGUCUUUAGAAGAGAUGAUCCUGAUGACUAUAUACUCGUGAUGACUGAGGUAUUGGAAGGUCUGACGUCAUCAACCUGACGUCAUCAACCUGACGUCAUCAACCUGAGGGACUUUCUGGCGCUCUGAGACAACGGUUUCGGUGACGUGUACAUCUUCAGCGGUGUACAUGCGUGCUAUCGGUCUGCGAUGUACUCUUAUAUCAUCAGUCUGGGAUGUACACACACAUCGGGUUGUGAUGUACACUAGUGGUAUUAGUCUGCGAUGUGCAUCCAUGAUAUCAGUCUACGAUGUACAGUAUACCCAUGAUGUCAGUCUGGGAUGUACGCUUAUGAUAUCAGUCUGUGAUGUACACCUAUAUCAUCAGUCUGUGAUGUACACCUGUAUCAUCAGUCUGUGAUGUACACCCAAAUUAUUAGUCUGGGAUGUACAGGUAUGAUAUCAGUCUGUGAUGUAC